UGGCGCAGGUGACACGCGUGACCGGUGACACGCGUGUGGUGGGCGGCCACGCCUGCGUCCCGCACUCGCAGCCCUGGCAGGUGGCCGUGCUGGACAUGUACAAACUCUACUGCGGCGGCGUCCUGGUGGCCCCGCGCUGGGUGGUGACAGCGGCGCACUGCACCACACCUGGGGUGACCACGGUGGCCCUGGGCAAGCACCGGCUGUACGCGCGCGAGGCGGGCGAGCAGCGCCGCAUGGUGGCCCGCAUGGUGGCCCACCCGGGCUACGACCCCUCCACCAAGGACAACGACAUCAUGCUGCUGAAGCUCCUGGCCCCCGCCGCCAUCUCCGAGCGCGUCCGGCCCGUCCCGGUGGCCUCGUGUCUCCCCCGGCCCGGCACCGCCUGCGUCACCUCGGGCUGGGGGGCCACCACCUCUCCCGAGG
Lonchura striata (white-rumped munia) is the source of this 426-nucleotide messenger RNA. Lineage: Eukaryota; Metazoa; Chordata; Aves; Passeriformes; Estrildidae. The record is from RefSeq and is a predicted model, not a curated record.